GGAAGAAGCCAUGAUUAACUGGUCUCAUUGUGGCAGCACCGCUACCAGCACCAUCAUCUUCCAGUCACAGCUGCUGCUCACCUUGUGCUUGGCAGCACUUCUUUGUCCUUUGUGCCUGGUGACGAGCCAGGAGGAAAACCAGACCCAGUCACCUGUCCAGGUGUUUCAAGACUUGUUGGUCCGAUAUGGUAACAACAGCACCAUCACUGUACCCCAGCUCCGCUCUCUGUUACUCCACCUCAGCCAGGGGCAUGGCGACACAAAUAUGUCCCCCACUGAGAGCCCACCAACUACAGUUACCAAAGCCAACAAGACUAUGUGCUUAUCUGCAGACAUACUGGCAGUUUACAGACUCAGUGAGCAGUCACAGCUUGAUGAGCGAGGUUUUCAGGAGCUCUGCCCUGCCAUGCUACAGCAAUUAGAUGCUGGCACCUGCAGGACACAUAAAGAGGAAGAGCAUGACAGUAGUACGUCUCCGAGGCCUUCUGAUGCUGAAGUGUGGGGUUAUGGGAUCCUAUGUGUGACACUGAUCUCUCUGUGUUCGUUGGUCGGGGCCAGUGUGGUGCCCUUCAUGAAGAAAACGUUUUACAAGCGACUGCUGCUCUACUUCAUAGCCCUGGCCAUUGGCACACUCUACUCCAACGCCCUGUUUCAGCUCAUCCCAGAGGCAUUUGGAUUUGACCCCAUGGUGGAUUUCUACGUGUCCAAGUCUGCAGUGGUGUUUGGAGGAUUUUACUUGUUCUUCUUCACAGAAAAAGUCCUCAGGGUGCUUCUCAAACAAAAACGUGGGAGUCACGGCCACAGUCAUUACUCGGGUGCAGAUCGUUACUCUGCACCCGGCAGGGACACGGAGGAGGGGGAGGAGAAGCUCCAGCAGAAUGGAGAAGCAAGUAGUCUUGCCUUGGGCAAGGUGGAUUCCGGAGAGGGGGACUUAAUGCUCAGUCCUGCACAAACACCACAGGAUUCCCAGAGUCCAGUCAGUGGUGGGACAUCCAGUCACGGUAGCGGUGGUUGCUAUUGGCUGAAACGGACAACCUAUUCUGAUAUCGGCACGCUCGCAUGGAUGAUCACACUGAGUGAUGGCCUGCACAACUUUAUUGAUGGCCUUGCCAUCGGUGCCUCCUUCACAGCCUCCGUUUUCCAGGGCAUCAGCACCUCAGUGGCCAUCCUAUGUGAAGAGUUUCCCCACGAGCUGGGCGACUUUGUGAUCCUGCUGAACGCUGGCAUGAGCAUACAGCAGGCCAUGUUCUUCAACUUCCUGUCUGCUUGUUGCUGUUACUUGGGCAUGGGCUUUGGAAUCCUGGCUGGAAACAGCUUCUCCCCCAACUGGAUCUUUGCUCUGGCAGGAGGGAUGUUCCUCUACAUCGCUCUAGCAGAUAUGUUUCCAGAAAUGAAUGAGGUGAGUCGUGAGGAAGAAGAUGCCGGCGGCAGGCGGUUCCUUCUCACCUUUUUCAUCCAGAACGCCGGCUUGCUGACGGGCUUCUCCAUCAUGCUCCUGCUCACUACUUACUCUGGGCAGAUACAGCUGGGUUAACGUGACAUUCCUGUGUGUGACACGGUACUGAGACAUCCAUUGGUUCCUGCUGGGCUUAAACCAGCCUCAGACAGAACUGGUGCCCAGAUUUCUUUUUCUCAGAUUUAGAUUUCUCUUGUUGUAACUGUUAUCAGGACUGGUGACUGUGCGGCAGGUACGCACCUUUCUAUAUCAAAAAUGUUUUAGUAACUGCUGUUACGCAAUACCCAUAAUGCCGUAGAGUCCUGUCAAAGUAUGUAGAGGCCUUCUUUUCCUCAUCUUCUGCUCUUGUCCUGACCAACCGCUCCCGUCAGUCUAAAUUGCCAGCAGAGUCGACGUGCACAGGCGAGUUCAUGGAAGGAGACAGCUGUUCUGAAUGCAAACCCGUGUGCAGUAUGAACUCUCCUCCAUUCCUCUCCUCACAAAUACGCCAGUUUUCUCUCAUUUUAUCUUCAUCUUUCAGUGAAAGUUGAUGAGCUGCAGACUUUGUGGAUCCAAGAUGCACAGUAUUUACAGUUGGGUCCAUAAUUACUUGGAUAUCAGUAUCCAUAUUGUCCGUUUAUUGUUGUGGCUGUGUGCUACAGCAUGUUGGAGGUAGAAGCAAAUCAUUCACCAUCACACAGUAUGAUCUUAUUUUGCACCUGCCGGCUUUAAUUUGGGAAGAUACAUAUAUAUUGUGUGUGUGUGUGUGUGGUCAUACACAGGUUGCAUGAAUGCUGCAGGUGCUUAUGUAUUGCAGGACUUUCUGUGUGUAGCAAUUUAGGCUGAAUACUGCCCUUAUUUGAUUUGAACUCUAAUAUACUGUGGUAGCAGAAAUGACAAAAGAUUGUCUGUGUCCAAAUAUUUACACACUUGCUCAGGAAGUGUGAAAAGCACAAACAGACAAUAUUUGUACUAUUGAUCUCAUCCCUGUUUUAGUAUUGACGUUUUCUUCUUAUUUUAUAGACAAACCAAAUCCUGAUGCACCUGAAAGGAACUCUUAAUUAAAUGUGUGCCAGCUGACUUCCUGCUGGACUUUUUAUGUUGUUUUGAUUUGUUUUGUUUUUUUAAACAUGAAAAGUGACUUUUGAAGACCAAAUGUGGGCAGAGUAUUGGUGCUGGUGAAGGACUGUAAGUGACAGUUCAGAGGGGCGUGGUUAUUCCAAAUAAGUGCGUGACUUGUGCACAAGUUACAUUUCCUUUAAACCGUGGAUCACUUCUCUUAAGGUGAUGGAAAAAAAAGGUCAGAGCUCAAUAUUUUUGUUCUUUGCAGUAUGAGGCACAGCAGCAAAUAUUAUGUAAUUUUUCCAUACUGUAAAUUAUUUUUGCCCUACAAAAAGGAAAUGUAGUUGUCAUUAUUUGGAAUUUAAAUCCAAAUUUGUGCUCUCUUCUGACCCACAGAAACCACAUUUCCAAGAAUGACUCCUAUUUUUAUUCUUUAACCUGAUUGAUUUAGGUGGACACGCUGUGCCUGGUAAUCCUUGACUUUUUACCGUAUUAGUCAUCCAUCAUAAUGAUAGAAGUUUAUAGUACAUAGCAUGUUAUCUUGAUAUUCCAAUCCCUUUAUUUCUAAGGUGAAACAC
This is a messenger RNA of Thalassophryne amazonica, 3075 nucleotides long. RefSeq names its product zinc transporter ZIP14-like. Gene Ontology annotation, molecular function: zinc ion transmembrane transporter activity. The coding region runs from base 11 to 1534 and encodes 507 amino acids. Gene Ontology annotation, cellular component: membrane. The record is from RefSeq and is a predicted model, not a curated record. The transcript has 8 exons. NCBI's taxonomy places the organism in Eukaryota, Metazoa, Chordata, Actinopteri, Batrachoidiformes, Batrachoididae. Gene Ontology annotation, biological process: intracellular zinc ion homeostasis; zinc ion import across plasma membrane.